AUUUACUGCGACUUAGCUGCUUCGCCUCAUUUCUUGCAUAUUCCGCAUUCUGGGUCCAGCGCGAGACGAGCUGAGCAAGGAGCGGCCGCUGGACCUGCGACGUGUAAAAUUUACCACGGGGGUGUCAGGCAUUUCGAACUUUGGCUCCAAAACAGCCAGGCAGCCUAGGGGCCGUGGAGAGGAGGAGGCCGCAGCUGGCCGGCCGGAGCUCAGUGCCGCGGAGAGCGCCGUCGAGGUCGCAGCUCAGGGAUGCAGCCCUGCCCCCUAGCGCCCCUCCCCCGGGGCCCGAACAGAGACGCGCCGUCCGGGAUUCUGGGAGCUUCCCCAUGCUUGCGCGCCCGCGGCGAGGCAUGAGCAACGUCGGUGACUUGUCGUUUGGGACGCGGAGAUUCGGGAGCAUGCUGCUCGCUGCACUCGCCACGCUGCUGGUCCACCUGGCAAGUGGCGGGGACCCCUGCAGGCCCGGAGGACCAUCUGCCACCGGCAACGGGACCUGCCCAGCCCCCGAGGCCUAUCUCAUCUUCAGCUACGGCCAGGCCGUAUUCCGCAUCGGCGCUGACGGGGGGGCUCAAAGGAGGCUCCUGAGGGGCGCCGGGGCCGUAGCCCUGCUGGACUUCCACUACACGGAUGGGAGGCUUUACUGGGUUGACACGGAGUCGGGGAUCAUUCAGAGGACACUGUUGAAUGGGACGCGUCGGCAGAAAGUCCACUCAGCAGGAAGGGGCAUAGCAGGAUUUGCUGUGGACUGGAUCCGGAACCAACUGCUCUGGGCCAAUCGAGACAAGGGAACGAUAGAAGGAAUCGAUUCAAACGGGAAAAAUCUGAGGACGGUUUUAGCAAAUCUGUCCAACCCCAGCAGUAUUGCAGUGGAUCCAAGCAACAGGUUCAUAUUUUGGGUAUCAGACACCUUAACUUCAAGCAUACAGAAGUCAGGCCUGGAUAGUGGGCCGACCAUCACCAUCUUAAAGACUUCCAGCAGACUCGGGACACUUUCCCUAGACGUGGCGGACAGGAGGCUCUUCUGGGUUCAGUCCAGUUUAGGUGGCAGGGCUACCAUUGGCUCUUGUGACUACAAUGGGAAUACCAUCAACCUCAUGAAGCAGCCGCCCCACUCACGACCUCUGGGGAUGUCUGUGUUUCUGGACAAUGUGUACUACACCGACACGAAGGCCCGGUCCAUUAUACGGGUCAGUAAGCACACAGGUGACAAAGCAGUGAAGAUCACCCCCAAUUACAUGCCCAAACCCCCUGUCUCCGUUAAAGUGGUACAUCCCUUUGUCCAGCCCCUGCCAAAGGCUCCACCCACCACGCUCAAAGCUUUACCAGGUGGCCUGUCCUCCGACCUCGAUGGAGGUUGUGACGUGCUGACGGGGGACUGUGUAAGCGUGUGCACUGCUCACGCCACCACAGCCGUGUGUCAGUGCCAGGACGGGUUCACGCUCAGCGGACACGGCAACUACUGUGAAGAUAUUAAUGAGUGCGCUCUGUGGACUCACGGCUGCACCCUGGGCUGCGAGAACAUUCCGGGCUCCUACGUCUGUACCUGUCCUAAGGGAUUUGUGCUUCUUCCGGACAUGAAAACCUGUCGUGAGCUGACACCGUGUGCGAAGACGACGCCCACCUGCAAACACGGCUGCAUCCAAACAGAUGACGGAGAUGUCUGCGCAUGCCUGGCGGGGUCCGUCCUGCAGCCGGACGGGACGACCUGCACCGGGUGCUCUCUGCAAGACAACGGGGGCUGCAGCCAGGAGUGUGUGCCCCUGGGCCCGGGUGGAUGGGACUGCCAGUGCCGCCCCGGGUACAGCCUGCAGGGCGACGGGAGGAGCUGCAAGGCCACAGGUCCUCGUCCGUAUCUGAUAUUCGCCAAUGCCAUAGACGUCCGCCGCAUGGACUGGGACGGCACAGGGGACCGGGGUCUGCUGCAGGAGCCGCGGGGAGCCAUCUUAGCCCUGGACUACGACCCAGUGGAGAGGAAGGUGUACUAUGCCAGCAGCAGCCUGCGACGAAUCGAGCGAGCUAGCCUGGAUGGCAGCGACCGCGAAGUAUUGGUGAGCGAGGGAUUGGACACCCCUGAGGGCCUGGCCGUGGACUGGAUUCACCGCAAGCUGUACUGGACAGACCGGGGACUCUCGACUAUCGAGCGGAGCGACCUAAACGGACUCGAGAGGGAAAUCAUUAUCGACCGAGAGCUACAGAAACCUAGAGGAAUCGCUGUUCAUCCCCAGGCAAAGAGGUUGUUCUGGACAGACAUGGGUGAGACGCCAGCCGUGGGAAGUGCUUCUUUGGACGGGGAAGACCGGGCAGUGGUGGUUAGCACUGGCCUGCUGGAACCCAGUGGCGUCGCAGUGGACUAUGCCGAGGGGCGACUCUAUUGGUGCGACAGCAAGAUGGGGGUCAUCGAGGAGGCGGGCCUGGAUGGGUCCACCCGCCGCGUCUUGGUCGAGAACCAAGUAGGUCGUCCGUUUGACAUCGCUGUCUUCGAGGACCUGCUCUGGGUCACUGACUGGGACCGGUAUGUGGUUCUGCGGCUGAACAAGCGCACCGGACAGAACCUGGAGCGUGUCUCUGGUGACGUGGUCAGGCCAGCCUCCCUGGUGGUCGUCCAUCCACUCGCCAAACCGGGUGCAGAUGCCUGCUUGCAUAAUAAUGGAGGGUGUGACCAGCUGUGUGAAAGCAGGUUUGGAUUGGCCCAGUGCUCCUGUCACUCAGACUUCAUCGAGUCUCCCAGUGGUGGAACCUGCCUGCCGUCCAAUUCAACUGGGCCAAGUCUAGUGCACUUCCAGUCCGGAGAAUCUGGAGAUGAUGAGACCCACAAAGCCGUGGUCUUGAAGAACGAGACGCUAAGUGAUGAAGCUCCUCUGGUGAAGGAGUCGGGGCCGGAGCCCACCAUGGAGGACCAGGCGGUGGUCACCUUGGCCACGGAAAAGAUGGUGUCAGACCAGGACUGCUCCUCCCUGCUUUGCCCCACUCAUGCGCGCUGUCUCCAGGGUGCGGGAAGCUCCACCUGCCAGUGUCUGGAGGGCUUCAUCAGUGUCGGGAAGCAGUGUGUGGAGUCUCCCCGCGCCUCUUGGGUGACCACGGACACCCCCGCGGAUGUGACCACACAGGGGCAGAACCGAGAUCGUGUGGAGAAUUGCCCCCUGUCCCACGAAACCUUCUGCCUGAACGACGGAGUCUGCUUGUACUUCCCCGAAAUCCAGUCCUACGCUUGCAACUGCGUGUCCGGCUUCAUGGGCGAGCGCUGUCAGUUCAGCGACCUGGAGUGGUGGCAACUGCAGCAGGCCGAGCAGCAGAAGCGACUCAACGUGACCAUCGGCGUCUGCGUGCUGCUGCUCGUCACGCUGCUCUCCGUGGGCGUUGGCGCCAUCUACUGCUACAGGUCCAGGCGGCUCUCCCAAAAGUGCCCCCCAGCUGACGACAUGAGCGAUACAAGCGGAGCUGAAGACAGCAGGAGCGCGACCUUGGACCGAGGCCCCCUGGAGCUCUACGUCACUCUGGAGUCAGGUCCAUGUGGAAACGGCGAAGAUAUCCACAGCACGGGGUGCCGGACGGGACAGCGCCGGUCCUCUGUCUCUUCUGGAAAAGGGGAGAGCAUCAUAUCACAGCCUAUCAGCUCGCCCCGCCCCGAGGUCCCCAGUACUGGUGUCCACCUCAAGUCCGUCGACAACCUCAUCUUCCUGGAUGACCCCAGACUCCAGUGCCAGAUGCUCUGAAGCUGUAUCCACCACAGAUAUGACAUGUACACAGAUAUAGUUGCUUCACACCAGCCAGUUAUGCUGCAGUCGGGGUCUUUACACCUGUGCUACCAGCAACCCUAAACUCUUGCGUGCCUAUUUUCACCCAACAGAGGCCAAAGGAACGUAAAGACCAGGAAAAAGCUACGUGUAGAUAUCGAAGUGUUAUACAGUAUGUUUGAAUUUGCAAAACUCUUCGCCCUGCGGCACCUUCCGUUUUAUUUAAGUCGGCUCCUCAUAUCCACACUGAUACUGCGGCCAGUUUCAGACCGAUUGUUCAUCCUCGCUCAUCGUCUGUCAUGGUCUUCUGGUGGAGUUUGGGAAAGCUAGAGACGCACAGCAUGUCAGAGGUGCAUCAUGUUAUUGAUGUGAAUCAGCUAGAUUUUAAACAACGUAGGACAGUUCCGAGUCUAUCUACCAUCCGUACAUCUACCCAUCUUAUGCUCAUCUUAUUCAAGAAUGUGCAGAUCAAUUUCAGCCUGGCAAAUGAGUUAACAUCGGCAGUGACAUUUGUAUUUAUCUCUUUAUGUUGUGUUCAGCUGGGUGAACCAUACCAGGGCUCACUGUAAAUGUUGUGAAUGAACGACCAGUCACAAAACCAAAAUGGUAACUCUACACCAUUUUCUUAGUGCAGAUCCCUCAUUUCUGCAGUUUUUAAAAGCCCAUUUAAACCCCACUCCCCGGGGACCACCAGCGAUUCCACAAAUCCCGUCUUUGGAUGAGCUGAGAGUGCAGCCCUCUGUCGGGUUACUUCAGGUAAACGUGCAGGUGCUGGACGAGCAACGUCUGCCUGCAGGCCCUGGAGCAGAGUGGGGGAGAGCAUACUGGAAAUCCAGUUUUUGUCCAUUUUGCUUUCCAUUUUCAGAGGAAGCCAAUGUCUUGUUAGAUCCAAAACGUUUGUCACAGGGAUGAAGCUUGGAUUGACAUACAUAUAUACCUCCAGGGUGUUGGAGGGGAAUAGAAAGUCUGCCAGAUUCAAUGGGCCCAGCACUUUAAACCCCCCCCCAGCAAAAAGUUUUGUCAGGGGGCCCAUAAUUUCUGGCUCCGCCCCUGUAUACCUCACAGACAUAUACAGCACAUGGACUUCCAUAAAAACUGGUGAUGAGUAUAAAAGUCAAUUCUAGCCACCUAAAGAAAUCUGAUUCGUAUUUGUCCAACAGACUGCUUUACUGUUUUCAAUUGUAACUUUUUUUAAAAUAAUUUGUUUUCGUUUGUACUCGUCGUGAAUGCUACGCUUUUUAUUCCUUGAUCCUCGCUAUUUUUUUACGUAUGGACAGGCCGUAUUUCAGCAGAAUGUUUUUAUCGCUGCCUAGCCUGUCUGUUUCACUGUGCACAUCCUGCGUUGCAUUUCAAAAAGACGCCAUUUGUCAUGCAGAAGCCAAGUGACGGUCCCAAAAAUGCAGUGAUUUCGCUGUCUCAAAUCCGUGCUUGUCCCCUUUUGUUACAUUAAUAAAUGUAUAGGAGAGUUACUACAUGCGUUUUGUGGAAAAACAAAUUAAAUAGUCCCAGGGAAAUGUUUCUGCAAAAAUGUUUAUUAUAAAAUAUAGUUUAAUGCUGUACUAGCGACUCCAGUACCAGGCAGAUCAGAGAGAAUGAAAUUGGCAGAAUGAAAUGAACCAUCUUUAAGAUGUGCAGGUCGGCUGUUUGUGAAUGACGGACAUCUGCCAGCGAGCCGAGAUUGUUCGGGAGCCCAGUUAAUCCCACACAUUUCCAGGGAGAGAAAAUAUUUCUGUUCAAAGGUUCGAGUGCCGCAAAAAGGCAUGACAAGCGCUGAACGACGGCGUUAUCCUGAGCCGCGCCUAGGGGCAGAGGGAUUUGAUCAUCGCCCUGAUGGUCUGGCAGCAGCCAUGUGGUUGACAGUUUUCAGGUCUUACAAUGAUCUCACCUUCAGCCUGCUCCUGACCUCCUCUCUACUGUUAUGUAGCAUGCAGCUCGCUUAACUUUCAGAUCCUCCAUAAUUCGUCCUGGUAUGUAAUGUCUUCAAUCUUCAUUAUUAACGUGGAUCAGACGUUCAGACAAAUAUGAAUAAAGUCCAACACAGCCAAUGCGUGUAAGGUUGAUACUUUAAAUUUGAAAGAAAUAGGGACGCCACCCCCACCCCCGGCUCCACGACAACUACAUUUUCCGAGGGGAGGGGACUUGAUCGCUUGGUCAAAAAAUAUGGCACAAAUCGCAUCCCGUACUGGUUCAGAGUGGGUUAAUCCCAAGGCUGCUAACUUUUGUCAGCUGGCUGGCGUGAGAUUUUCAGUUCGAGACAAUUCUGCA
Molecule: messenger RNA, 5999 nt
Organism: Paramormyrops kingsleyae
Lineage: Eukaryota; Metazoa; Chordata; Actinopteri; Osteoglossiformes; Mormyridae
Gene: egf
Product: epidermal growth factor
Biological process (GO): canonical Wnt signaling pathway; epidermal growth factor receptor signaling pathway; positive regulation of MAPK cascade
Cellular component (GO): plasma membrane
Molecular function (GO): Wnt receptor activity; calcium ion binding; growth factor activity
Source: RefSeq, a predicted model, not a curated record